GAAAAAUUUUGCUAUAGAUCAUGAAAAAAAUUGAAAAGUCCCUUUCUCUUUCUCUCUUUUUACAAUGAAGUAUCUCGCCUCCUACCUUCUUCUCGUUGCCGGUGGUAAAACCUCUCCCUCUGCCGCUGAUGUCAAGGCCCUUAUGGCUUCUGUUGGCGUUGAAGCCGAAGAAGAACGUUUGACCUCUUUGAUCUCUGCUCUUGAAGGCAAGAACAUUGAAGAGCUCACUGCUGAAGGUUUGGAAAAGAUGUCCUCUGUUCCUACUGGUGGUGCUGUUGCUGCUGCUGGUGCUGCCUCUUCUGGUGCUGCUGCUGAUGCUCCUGCUGCUGAAGCCGCUGCUGAAGAAAAGGAAGAAUCUGACGAUGAUAUGGGUUUCGGUCUCUUUGACUAAACAAUUAUCACCAUGCGUAAUAAAUAACACCUUGCUUCUUAUUUUUUUCCGUGCUGUGUGUUGAACAAAAGAGUGAUCAAUGGACAAUUUUUUUCUAGAAUAGACACCUUUCUUAUUUUCGAGACGAAUGCAUGUCAAAUUGAUCUAAGUUGAUGAACGAAAGGACCAGACGAUAUUGAAGCAAGUUUAAAUCGAGAAGAAAAAGAUGCUUGAUGAUGACAAAGACAUAUGUCUUGAAAAAGAAAGCUAACUGCUUCUUUCGUCAAUUUGCUGUACAUAAUUUGAUGCUCGCCCAACUUUAUUGAAAUGAAUACUGACUGAGAAUCCUCAACCUUCCAGUGAAUAUAUAUGGUAGAAUGCUACUUUACCAUUGAUUUUUUUAUGCUAAUAAGUCAAUUUCGCGUCAAAUAACGAUACUAUAUUAUCAAGCGUCUUCAUUAUACACUUUCGAGGUUUUCUUCAC
Molecule: messenger RNA, 854 nt
Organism: Gilbertella persicaria
Lineage: Eukaryota; Fungi; Mucoromycota; Mucoromycetes; Mucorales; Choanephoraceae
Product: 60s acidic ribosomal protein-domain-containing protein
Exons: 3
Coding region: 65-391 (108 amino acids)
Biological process (GO): translation; cytoplasmic translational elongation
Cellular component (GO): ribosome; cytosolic large ribosomal subunit
Molecular function (GO): structural constituent of ribosome
Source: RefSeq, a predicted model, not a curated record